Molecule: messenger RNA, 769 nt
Organism: Belonocnema kinseyi
Lineage: Eukaryota; Metazoa; Arthropoda; Insecta; Hymenoptera; Cynipidae
Gene: mRpL42
Product: 39S ribosomal protein L42, mitochondrial
Exons: 2
Coding region: 311-664 (117 amino acids)
Cellular component (GO): mitochondrial large ribosomal subunit
Source: RefSeq, a predicted model, not a curated record
UCGUUAUUGGCGUCAUGGCGGGGGGAAUUACAAAUGGUGGAAAAAUUGGAAGGAAGGAAAAUCUUUUCUGGAUGCGAAAUUGUAAAUAAUCAAUUAAAAACGAAAAAGGUUCAAAGGUCUGAGAAAUAAUUAAUUAAAGAACUUUAUUUGCGCAGAUUAAUAACUGGAUUCUUUAACUUGUCAUUGUUCUAUAAUAUAAUUCGGGUCGUUUCUAACCUUAAAUAUCUUUGCCGAAGAUUAAUUUGCAGUGAUUUUUUAGUAAAAAUCAUUUAUACUACGUGUAGCAGUUUUUAUAAACUAUACCAAUAAGAUGAAUCGAGGUUUAUCUCUGAUGCGCUCAUUGGUAGCAUCCAAUCUCAGAGUAAAAAAUUACAGUACACUUCCGCCAGAAGUUAUAAUUCACCUUGACAAGGACACUAUCGUCUGUUGGCAUCCGGAACAGCCUUUUCCCUACGAAUGCACAAAGCCCUUACCCGAAAAAAAAGAGCCAGCUACAGCUUUGAAAGUAGGAUACGGUGAAUUUAACCAAGUUUUUAGGCAAUCGACACCUGCAGCAAUAGCAGAGGAACUCGCAAAAAUCACCCAGACGACAAAGCACAGAUGGUUUCCAAGGAGCAGAGACAAGAGGGCCAAAAAGACAAAACCCGACAGAAAAUACUUGUAAAUGAAAAAUAAAAAAAAACCAGGUUAUAGUACUUUCCUAAAAACUACUUCUUACAAUUAAUGUAGAGGAUUUCGAAUCAAUAAAUAAGUCCAAUAUCUUAUAAAA